CCACCCUCACCAGUGCCUUAGGACCCCGUAAUGCGUGUCACGUGCCGGAGUGGCGGACUCGCCAAGGAUAACGAUCCCCACCUGUUGAAGCCCCACAUUCAGAUAAACUGCUUAUCAACCAGCGCGCGGGGCAAUUUUCUGUCAAAAUUCUUGAGAAAGCAGCGCCCCGCCAGCAGUCCCCAGUUCGCCGUCUUGCUGUGCAAGUCCCACCAUAUCUAUAACUGCACUCUCUUCAGGCGGUACACCUUUUCGAAUACACAACAAACCCAACACCCAGAGAGACACAGAUAA
Messenger RNA from Podospora pseudocomata, 291 nucleotides. RefSeq names its product ribosome-binding protein. Bases 31 to 291 code for a protein of 86 amino acids. Lineage: Eukaryota; Fungi; Ascomycota; Sordariomycetes; Sordariales; Podosporaceae. The transcript is spliced from 2 exons. The record is from RefSeq and is a predicted model, not a curated record.